Messenger RNA from Leptidea sinapis, 2724 nucleotides. RefSeq names its product BLOC-1-related complex subunit 5 (gene BORCS5). The record is from RefSeq and is a predicted model, not a curated record. Gene Ontology annotation, cellular component: synaptic vesicle membrane; BORC complex; cytoplasmic side of lysosomal membrane. The transcript is spliced from 7 exons. Bases 351 to 1112 code for a protein of 253 amino acids. Gene Ontology annotation, biological process: positive regulation of anterograde synaptic vesicle transport; organelle transport along microtubule; lysosome localization. Lineage: Eukaryota; Metazoa; Arthropoda; Insecta; Lepidoptera; Pieridae.
UUUUUACAUUUCUAAAAAUCCAAAUUUAAAAGUUAAAAUACGUCCCGAUUGUGUGAAGACUCUUCUUCUCAUAGCUAAAAGUCCAUAGUGAGCCUAUAGAGUAUUAAAUCAAAUACUAUAUUAUACCAAUUACCAACAGAACUUCAUGUUAAAGUUUAUGAAUAGAACGAAAAUCUAAGUUAUUAUAAAUGAAAUAUGUAUUGGUGUCUAUAGUUUCCUUCAAAUAAUUUGAGAUUAAUCUUCUAAAUAAAUAAUAUAAAUACUUUAUCUGUUUUUCUGACUGAAGAUGUGGUGAUCUUAGACACUACUAAGUACACUAGUGUAUUCCUGAGUAGAUAAACUAAGUAAGAAUGGGCUCUGAACAGUCUGUUCAACCCCGAAGACAAACUCAGAGAGCACCUCCAGUGAGAAGAGGACACACAAUAGCUGGUACUAACUUUGCAGAAAGCAGACGAAAUGAAACGAGAAGUGGCAACAACUCUCCAGGGGCCAGCAUGUGCUCUGACUCAGAACUGCCAUACAUAUCCUACACAGUGGACAGACCUAUCGGUGAUUCACCGAAGCACAAGGCGCGCAGUAACAGACCUGUCCUGCAGCAGCGACAACAUAGCCAGCCCCGGCAUCAGCGGACCAAAGACAUUGUGGUGGUGAAGCAGGCUGCGGACCCGCUCCUCGACGAGGACAUUCGACGGCUUCAGGAGAUCCCAACAUUCCUGCCCAUCAUGAGGGGGACUCUGGGUCUGCCCGGUGCCAGGGAUCCAGAGAUUCUUCAAGGACUGGACUACAGACCAUGGGUGCGUCUAAGCGGGCGCGUGCAAGCGCACCUAGCUGCAUGUGCCACGCCCCUCGCCGGCACUCAGAGCCUUCUAACCAACCAGAUUAAACAGGUGGACGCGGAGGUGUCGCGGCUAUACAGCCAGGCGGUGGAACGACAGCGGGCCAAUGCGCGCCACGCCGAGAGACUGUCGCGCGUGCGAGAGCUAUCCCACCAGCUGUCCAGGUGUAACUCCAUCCUUAUGCAGAGCCUGGCUGACAUCACGGAGCUGAACCAGCUGUUACCGGUCCACAGGCGGCUGGAGCCGUUCGUGUGGAGCGUGCCAGGAGCCAGCUAGUCACUCACCACACAGCACCUGCAUCUCGUAUGCAGCAUAAAGUCCUCGCAAAGGAGUUGAUCCAAAAUGGGCCACCUCUUUGAACGUUUAUUAGUAGACAGCAUCAGAUUACGCAAAAAAUCUUAUGAUUACAAUUUUUUGAUAUAAUAUGGCCUAUUUGUCUUGUACAAAUUCUAUCAUUGAAUUGUUAUUGGCAAUACAACUGUAGUACAUCAUUAUUUACAUAUGCAUACAUUUAAUACAUAUUAAGAGAAAAACAUAUUAAGACAUAAAAAGAAAAAUUUAAAGAAAUAAACAUUUUGACUGUUGUUUCUCAAUACAUUUUUGAUAAUGUUCUGUAUGUUCAUAAACACAUUGAGGAAUUUUCUAGAAACUGUGACAUUCAUAAUGUUAACACGAGGAACAAACAUAAACUUGUUAUGCCUACUACUCGGUUGGGUCGAGUUAGUAAGUCUUUUGUUGGGCGAUGUAUAUGCUUCUACAAUAUGAUCCCAGAAAAUGUACAAAACAAAUGUGUUACCAAAUUUAAAAGAAUUGUUAAAAAACUUUUGUGUGGGAAAGGUUAUUAUAGCAUAAACGAUUUUCUUAAUGACACCACGGACUGGGAAUAAAGCGAAUACCCUCAGGCUCUUUAAUUAUAGAUGUUUAUUGUACGAUAUCACAUUGUAAUCCAUAUUUUAUAUUAAAAAAAGCCCGCUGAGUUUCUUGCGCCCAUUCUUCUCAGAUCUGAGGCAGUCUCAGUGGUAGUUUUUAACGUUCAAUAAGUGAUUUUAAAUCUUAUUUUGAAUAAAAAUAUUUGAAUUUGAAUAUAAAUCCAGUGUCCCGAUGUUUGUUUCCAGUGAACUCCUAAACUAAUGAACGGGCUUUAAUGGGAAUUACUUCAUGGAGUGCAGCUUAGUCCAUCUUGAGAGAUAGGAUAGUUUUUGCUUCGAUUUGGGACCUAUAAUUAUUUUUAUUUACAAUAUUUGUUUUGUAUUUUCUAUGAGAGAUUUUAUUGUGACACGGUUUGACAGUUCUGCUGUAAAACAAUUUUAUUAUAACAACACGGAUUUUUUUUACCAAAAUAUUACAUAAUAUUGUAUUCUUUUGGUUUAUAUCAAAUUUACUAUAAUUGCAUUAUAUAGAAUCGUUUAGUGAGCAUUAUUUUUUAAGGGAACGAUGGCUGGUCCAUGCGUCAAGUCGUAAACGGGUGCUGCUCGUAGUGCCAGGUCGACCUGUUAUAGUUUAUAAAUCAUUGUAUUUUUUGGAUGCGAUUACUAAUUGUGACAUUAAUCACGACCAUCAUGUUCACGAAGCAUCCUUGCACAAUUAAUUCAAGUUCUAAAGGUUGAUGCAUCCAAUAUACGAUAAUUUGUAUUUAUACAGUUUAUUAAUUUUUAUGAAAUAAUUUUUAUUAUUUAAACAUGAUUCAUAUAUUGUAUGUAGCACCUUACAAACGAAUUUGUUAUGUAUAUUACAGCCAUUGUAAAAUACUCUAUUUGAUUGAAAAGUGGCCUACAUUUAAGCCUAAUUUAAUAAAGUUUAUUUGCUGACUUUCACUUUGUAAACUUUUGACAUUCAUAAGUGUCAUUUCCUUCACCUACAUGAAUAAAGUGAUUUUGAUUUGAUUUAA